This is a messenger RNA of Periconia digitata, 1860 nucleotides long. The record is from the annotation of a GenBank genome assembly. NCBI's taxonomy places the organism in Eukaryota, Fungi, Ascomycota, Dothideomycetes, Pleosporales, Periconiaceae.
AAGCGCCGCACGUUAGCUGCCUCCUCUACAUCGACCUUCCAUUGCUUCACCUCCAUCAUGGCUUCGACCGAUGCCCCAUUCGUAGAGGAUGCAGAGAUUGAGCAGCAGUUGGAGGAACUAUCGCACCGCAAAAAGCCCACAUCUUCUCUUGCUCGGAUUCCCGCAGCACCUAUUCAAUCUGAUAGCGAGGGCGACGAAGAAUCCCCGCUGUUGCGGCGUAGGCGUGGUCACGAACGCGGUGGCAACGGACAAGAACAAGAUGAGGAAGAGAGCGAGGAGUGGUUUGGAUAUGCCGAAUUUCAAGGGCUUCCCUGGUGGAAACGACCCUCUAUAUAUUGGCUCAUCCCUCCAUUUUUACUCUUCACUCUAGCUAUUGGAAGCAUCAUCGUCCCCAAGAUCAACUUGAUCAUGGACUUGGUAUGCGAAGAAUACUACGCCGCGCAAGACCCCGAUCCCAUAAGCGGGCCUCUGGACCCAGGCCAACAGCCCGAUCGCUGCCGAACGGAUGCUGUUUCUGCACGGUCAUCUUUGUUUCUACUCUAUGGAAGCCUGGUAUCUGGCAUUCUCACAGCCAUCACUUCUCCGAAGUUGGGUGCUUUGUCUGAUCGAUUCGGCCGGAAAAAGCUGUUGACUUUUACCGCUUUUGGUACCCUGGUUGGAGAGGUUCUCACAAUUCUCGCCGCCAAGUAUCCAGAGAAGGUACACGUCAACUGGAUAUUAGUUGGUUACGCAGCUGAUGGACUUUGUGGCUCAUUUAUCGUCGGCAUGGCUCUCGCCCAUGCUUACGCCUCGGACUGCACCUCGCCACAGAGACGCAAUGUCGCUUUUGGGUACUUCCAUGCUUGCCUCUUCACUGGAAUCGCUCUCGGACCCGUAGCUGCAGGGUACAUCAUCAAGGCCCGUGAAAAAUACGUAGGCAAAACAGAGGCCGUUCUGCUCGUAUUCUACAUAGCGCUAGCAUGCCAUGUUGUUUUCAUCCUAUUCUUGACCUUCGUUAUUCCAGAAUCUUUGACCAAAUCACGACAAGAAGCAGCAAGAGAGAAGUAUCGCGAAGAAAGGGAGCGGAUCGGACCAGCCGCCGACUGGAUCAACCAACUCCGAUCCAUCAACCUUCUAGCACCCCUCAAAAUCCUCUGGCCAACAGGCCCUGGCUCAAACUCGGCCGUCCGCUGGAAUUUGAUUCUCCUUGCCGCGACUGAUACCAUCAUGUUUGGUGUAGCCAUGGGAGCCAUGGGCGUCAUCCUGGUGUACGUUCGCCAGCAAUUCGCCUGGCAGGAGCUUGAGUCCGGACGCUUUGUUUCCAUCGUCAACAGCGCUCGCGUUUUCUGCCUCUUAGUCGCCCUCCCGUUGGUCACACGCAUCGUACGGGGCAAACAGGGCACCAAGUCCCAACCUCACUCUGGCUCCGACCGGUUCGAUCUGUUCAUCAUCCGUUUGGCUGUUUUGUUCGACAUGAUGGGUUUCCUAGGCUACACGCUUGCACGAGACGGCAGUGUCUUCAUUCUCUCGGGGACUGUCGCUGCAAUUGGUGGAAUUGGAUCGCCCACUCUGGGAUCAGCCUUAACCAAACACGUCCGUCCCGACCAGGUUGGACAGCUUUUGGGUGCGACGGGUUUGCUCCAUGCGUUCGCUAGAGUGCUGGGACCGACAAUCUUCAACGGCAUUUACAGUGCGACGGUGUCGACUUACCGCCAGACUGUCUUUGUGUGUCUGACGGUCACUUUUGGAACUGCUUUGUUGUGCAGUUGGUUCGUUAGGCCACAUGUGUACCUCGAGGACCUCGACUCCAAUGGCGCUCCGUCACGUAGAGAGAGUGUUGUUGAUAACCUCGAAGAAGAUUCACUCAUAUCGCGUACAUGA